GUUUCUUGUAUGGACAACGCCAAUGUCGCUUUGACGUGUCAUUUACAAUACAUUAUAUUAUUCAUUUUAUAAUUAGUGGAUAGGGCAAUCGAAAAGAGGUGCAGAAAAUCUGAAUUGCAACUAAAUUAUAUUUAUAGUUGAUUGAAUUAAUCACUACACUUCGCAUACAAAAUUGAAUAUACGAACAAUCAAUAAACAAAAAUUGAAUAAAACUCUCCAGUGGAAAAAAAGGCAAAAGACAAAAGAUGUCGACUAGUGGUGAUUUCGGUAAUCCAUUGCGGAAAUUUAAAUUGGUAUUUUUGGGUGAACAAAGUGUAGGCAAAACAUCCCUGAUUACCCGCUUCAUGUAUGACAGUUUUGACAAUACAUACCAAGCGACAAUAGGCAUUGAUUUUCUAUCUAAAACCAUGUACUUAGAAGACCGCACAGUGCGUCUGCAAUUAUGGGAUACGGCGGGUCAAGAACGUUUCCGAUCAUUGAUCCCUUCCUAUAUUCGUGAUUCAACUGUAGCUGUCGUUGUGUACGAUAUAACAAAUGCCAAUUCAUUCCAUCAAACUUCGAAGUGGAUAGAUGAUGUGCGAACUGAACGAGGAAGUGAUGUGAUCAUAAUGCUGGUUGGAAAUAAAACGGACUUGUCUGAUAAACGUCAAGUAUCAACUGAGGAAGGUGAACGUAAAGCAAAAGAAUUGAAUGUAAUGUUUAUUGAAACCAGUGCGAAGUCUGGUUACAAUGUAAAGCAAUUAUUUAGAAGAGUUGCGGCCGCUUUGCCGGGUAUGGAUUCAACAGAGAAUAAAUCACCUGAAGAUAUGCAAGAGGUUGUGCUAAAAGAUUCACCAAACGAAAUUAAAGACGCUGAAAGUCGUUGUAAUUGCUUGAAUAUGUAGAAAAGAACAAUUGUAGGCAAAUGAAAUGAGGAGAAACUUUUAUUACCGUAUUUAUGUUAGAUCACUUGAACCAAAAGAUCUGUUACAUGAUCGUUUCGAGAAAAAAUCGAAAAACGAGCCUAUUUUCAGUGAUUUUGAUGGUAUAGAACAGACCGAAAGAAAAAUAAUAAAUAAUAAUAGUAAUUAUAAUGAAUUAAUUGAAACACUAUAAAUUAAACUUAAAUUAACAACAUGCAUUAAUGAAACUCAUAUAUAUAUAUAUAUAUGAAACUUUUAUAUAUUUGUAUAUUCUGAAGUGUCGAAACUUAGUUCUCACCUAUUUGCAGAAUUAUUCAUUUAACUCACAUAAUUUUUGUAAACGAAAUAUGAGUUGCACAUUCGCAUAUUCGACUAUUAACGAUAAAGUAAACAAGUUAUGAAUCUUCUAACAUACAGUGUUUCAAAACAAGAUCACUGCCCUUUUUUAAAUUUUUAAAUACAAAACCAAAAUUCGAAAAUUCGGUUUUCGUUGUUUAGCUUGAACGAUUACAAUUUUUUAAAAUCACUUUUGAAAUAUGGUAAAAGAAUCUAAGAAUAUUUUCAUCAUAUCUAGAGGGUCUAGCCAACUUCAUCCCGAAAACACGUCAAUCAAAUCAAAUAAAUUCCGCGAUAUAUGAUAAUUCUAUAAUUAAUGCAUGCAUUCAAUAUGUAUUUCAAAAGUGAUUGAAUUAAGUUGUAAUGUAUCUAAACAUAAGUUUUAAACGAGAAAAAAAAUAUCCAGCAAUACGGAAGCCUGUAUGCUGGGGCACAUUGAUAAAAAUCAUUGAAAAAGUAAAACCGGCUCACCAAGAUUUAAUCAUCUGCACCAUCCCAUUUUCUAUAUCUAGUGAUCUUAUUUUGUAUUGAGGCCUGUUUUAUGAAAUCUAAUAUCGGAUAAAAAACGAGUAUGUUGGAAUAUUAGUGGCGAUUGUGCUUCUUUAAACUGCAUUUUUUUCAGAACCACAACACAGUAAAGAAAAUAAAAACAAGAAGAACAUUUCUAGUUUCAUAUUCAUUUCGAAAAAAAAAGAAAUAUUCUGGAAAAACUAUAUUGUGAAUUUAAAAACUGAGAUUCUGAGUAACAAAAAAUCGUUUACAACUAAAAAUCACCGGUCUAGUCCACAUUGCUUGAACUACACGAAAACGUUUAAACUAGUGGAAAAACAGCGUUUU
This is a messenger RNA of Sitodiplosis mosellana (orange wheat blossom midge), 2075 nucleotides long. RefSeq names its product ras-related protein Rab6 (gene Rab6). Bases 246 to 884 code for a protein of 212 amino acids. Gene Ontology annotation, molecular function: GTPase activity; GTP binding. The transcript has 2 exons. NCBI's taxonomy places the organism in Eukaryota, Metazoa, Arthropoda, Insecta, Diptera, Cecidomyiidae. The record is from RefSeq and is a predicted model, not a curated record.